GUGGGGAUGCGGGUUCCCCCACCAUCCCAUCAUUAUCCCAUGUUCUAUAUAAACAGCCAGGACAUCAGGCGAAUAUGGACCCAGAACUAUUUGUUCAGAUAACAUCAUGGCUACCACCGAGGAAAAGAUUCGCACUGCCUUCCCAGAUGUUGAAUGGCACCCUCUCACACCACCCGGGGAACAUCCCGUCUUCACCUACUAUGGCUUCCAUCCAGGAAAGAAGACCGUUCUCUCGCAAGGCCAUGUGCGAUUCCCCGGCCACCGUGCCUUCACUACGGAUGUGCUUCUUGAGCACGACGUGGCCAUCACCCUCCGCGACGGCAUCAAGAUCUACACCGACAUCUUCCGUCCUGUCGACUCCGAGACCACCCCCGUCCCAGCCAUCAUCCCCUGGAGCCCCUAUGGCAAAACAGGCACCGGCCCACAGAGCUACGACAGCAUGGCUCCCUUUCGUGCCGGGCUCGAGAAAAGCUGGACCUCAGGCUACGAGAAGUUCGAAGCCCCCGACCCAGCCGAAUGGGUGCCUCGCGGCUACGCCAUCAUCAACAUCGACGCCCGCGGCGCCGGCAACUCCGAAGGCAACAUUCACUUCUGGGGCCAGCAAGAAGCCGAAGAUAUCUAUGACACAAUCGACUGGCUGUCCAAUCAGUCCUGGUGCAACGGCUCCGUCGGCAUGGCAGGGAACUCGUGGCUCUCCAUCGCGCAGGUCAACUUCGCCUCCCGUCUCCAGCAUCCUGCCCUCAAAGCCCUCGCUCCUUGGGAGGGACUCACCGAUCUAUACCGUGACCUGGUCAUGCGCGGCGGCCGAAAACACAACGAGGCUUUUCAUAAACUGAUCUUGAAGGGGUUCGCGGGCCAUGGAACCGCAGAGAACAUGCCUGCCAUGGCUAACAAACGACCCUUCUUCGACGACUACUGGGAGAGCAAACGCAUCCACACCGAACGCAUUGGUGACAUCCCACUCUACCUCCUCGCAUCAUACUCUUCCAUGCUACAUACGCAUGGCUCCUUCGAGACCUUCCGCACUGCCAAAAGUACCCGCAAAUGGCUCCGCGUGCAUCCCUAUCAAGAAUGGUACGAUCUAUACCGUCCGGAAAUGGUCGACGAUCUCGCCCGCUACUUCGACCACUACCUCAAAGACAUCCCCAACGACUGGGAAUGCACACCCCCCGUUCGACUCUCCCUCCUCGGCUUCGACGGCAGCCCAGCUCUGACCAUCAUCGAACGCCCCGAGCGAACCUUCCCCUUGACCCGGCAAGUCCUGAAGAAAUUCUACCUGAACGCAUCAACCAAGACCCUCCAACCAGACCUCCCCCCAACUGUAUCUUCCACCAUCCACAAAGCCAACACCACCUCAGACUUCACCCUCUACUUCCCCACCCGGACCACCCUAACCGGCUACGCUCACGCCCACCUGUACCUCUCCACCCCCAAACACAACGACAUGGACAUCGUCGCCCAAAUCCGCAAGAUCUCCUCCUCCGGAACCCCCCUCGAACACCUCAACUACCCCUGCCCGGUCCCCACCUCGUCCAUCCCCAACGUCAACACCGCCAAAACCCUCGGUCCACAAGGCUUCCUGCGCGCCUCGCACGCAGUCACCCGCGACGAAACCCUCUCCAGAGACACCGAAGUCGUCUACCGCCACGAUCGUGCGGAAUUAAUCCCAGCGGGGAAGAUCAUCCCGCUAGAUAUCACCCUCUGGCCAAUGGGAAUGGUCUUUGCAGCCGGAGAGGGAAUCAUGUUCCGGGUGUCGGGACUAGAUAUGUGUUAUCCGGAGGUGGAGGGGAUGAGUAUGGGUGAGGUGGAUGAAGAGCAGGAACAUGAGGUGCAUAGUGGUGGGGAGGUGGGCUCUUAUUUAGUGUUGCCAUUUGUGGACUAAGUACCAGAUAGACACAAGCGGGAUGGAUGGAUGGAUGGAGAUAUGGAAUUGGUAGGU
Molecule: messenger RNA, 1939 nt
Organism: Aspergillus sclerotioniger CBS 115572
Lineage: Eukaryota; Fungi; Ascomycota; Eurotiomycetes; Eurotiales; Aspergillaceae
Product: alpha/beta-hydrolase
Exons: 2
Coding region: 107-1882 (591 amino acids)
Molecular function (GO): dipeptidyl-peptidase activity
Source: RefSeq, a predicted model, not a curated record